Seminavis robusta is the source of this 693-nucleotide messenger RNA. NCBI's taxonomy places the organism in Eukaryota, Bacillariophyta, Bacillariophyceae, Naviculales, Naviculaceae. The record is from the annotation of a GenBank genome assembly.
AUGGAAGGACUAGAGUCAGGUUUGGGAGAACUUUUGGCAGAUUCCAACCCUACAAAUAAUGAAGCCUCCAACAUGGGCCACGACCCACUGUCUCAGUUCCUCUCUGACUGGGCCAAGGCAAAGGAAGCCAAGGACUCCAAUGCGUUUUUCUGCACAUUGGCAACCGUGACGGAAGAUGGAGCUCCAGAGCUUCGGAUGCUAGCGUUACGAGGAGUGGACGCAGCCAGGGGGACCUUUUUGAUUGAAACUCAUGACAGUUCCCCCAAAUUCCAUCAAUUGAAGGCCAACGGCAAGUGGAGUCUCUUGACGUUUUGGAACCAACCGAUCAUGAUGCAAUAUCGCAUCAAAGGCACUGGAAUUACGCUGUUGGACGCCACGGAAAUGGAAGAACGAUUCCAGAAAAAGCCAAAGUCCGCACAACUGUUGCCACUGUACUAUGCCAAUCAUCAGGCACAGAGCAGCGUUCUAAAGGGCGGACGGGAAGAGUUUGUGUCAACAAUGAAAGACUUGCUGAACAAGGAGUAUGCUGAAAAGCCAGUUCCAUUCCAGCCUUCCCUGGUAGGAAUCCAAUUCAAGCCGGAUGUCAUUGAGGAAUGGCGGGGAUCGGCCGCGGAUCGAUUGCAUGAACGAUACCGAUACGUUUACCAGAAAUCAGAAGCCGGGUUGUGGAAUAAGGAAACUCUGGUCCCGUGA